UGAGCAAACUGUGGUAUUUUAUCUCUUGGCCACCUCCAGUAGAUUCUGCUAUAAAAGCAGCAGCCCCCUCGCAGUAGAUCUGCUCUGUCCUUCAGGUCAGGAGACCACACAGUCCACCAGCAUGAACCCUCUCCUCCUUGUGGCGCUGCUUGGAUGCGUUGCUGCUGUGUCUGCAGCCCCGGCUGAGAAAGUGAGAUGGUGCGUAAAGUCGGACCAAGAAUUAAGGAAGUGCACGGAUCUUGUAGCCGCGGCUCCUGCUUUCUCCUGUGUGAAGAAGGAAAGCACACUUGAGUGCAUUAUUGCAAUCAAGGCUGGUGAAGCAGAUGCAAUCACAGUAGAUGGAGGAGACAUUUACACAGCAGGACUGAACAACUACGAUCUACAUCCUAUCAUUGCCGAAGACUACGGAGAGACCUCAGACACCUGCUACUAUGCUGUGGCUGUCGUGAAGAAAGGAACUGGAUUUGGCUUUAGGGAUCUCGGAGGGAAGAAAUCUUGCCACACCGGUUUGGGAAAAUCUGCAGGCUGGAACAUUCCCAUUGGAACUCUGAUUUCAGAGAAUGUCCUUCAGUGGGCUGGCAUUGAGGACAAACCUGUGGAGGAAGCGGUAAGCACCUUCUUUCAAUCAAGCUGUGCUCCAGGAGCACCACGGGGCUCCAAACUGUGUGAAAUAUGCAAGGGAGACUGCUCCAGGUCCCAAAAGGAGCCUUACUACGACUACUCUGGAGCCUUCCAGUGUCUGGCGGAGGGUGCAGGCGAUGUGGCAUUUGUGAAGCACCUCACUGUACCCGAUUCUGAGAAGUCCAAAUACGAGCUGCUUUGCAAGGAUAAUACAAGAGCGCCCAUUGAUAACUAUAAAGACUGCCAUCUGGCCAGAGUACCUGCUCAUGCAGUUAUCACCCGCAAGGACCCAGAGCUGGCUAACCUGAUCUGGAACAGUCUCAGUGGUGUGCAGAAUUUCAACCUUUUCUCCUCUGAGGCUUACGCCCCUGCCAAAAAUCUAAUGUUCAAGGACUCAACACAGAAAUUGUUGCGAGUGCCUCCAAACACAGACUCCUUCCUGUAUCUGGGUUCUAAUUAUGUGAGCAUUGUCCACUCCCUCAAAAAAGAGUCCGCCACAGGAACUGCAUCCUCUGGCAUCAGAUGGUGCGCUGUUGGCCAUGCAGAGACUGUAAAGUGUGACGAGUGGAGCAUUAACAGCGUGACUGAUGACAGCGCCUCUAUUGAGUGCCAGAAUGCCCCAACCGUUGAGGAUUGCUUCAAGAAAAUUAUGCGCAAAGAGGCAGAUGCGAUGGCUGUGGACGGAGGACAGGUGUACACUGCUGGAAAGUGCGGUCUGGUUCCUGCCAUGGUGGAGCAAUACGAUGAACAGGCGUGUACUGGUCCUUCAGACACAGCCUCCUCCUAUUUCGCUGUUGCUGUGGUAAAGAAGACUUCAGGAGUGAACUGGGAGAACCUGAAGGGAAAGAAAUCCUGCCACACAGGCGUAGGCAGGACAGCUGGCUGGAACAUGCCCAUGGGCCAAAUCUAUUCCCAGACUAAAGACUGCAACUUCGCUAAUUUCUUCAGCAGUGGUUGUGCCCCAGGUGCCGAACCCAGCUCUCCAUUCUGCCGUGAGUGUAAAGGUAGCGGCAAAGCCGUGGGAGAUGAAGCCAAGUGUAAAGCCAGUGCUGAAGAGCAGUACUAUGGUUAUGCUGGAGCUUUCAGAUGUCUGGUUGAAGGUGCUGGUGAUGUAGCCUUCAUUAAACACACAACUGUUGGAGAAAACAGUGAUGGUAACGGUCCUGAAUGGGCUCGUGGUGUGAAUUCUAAUGACUACCAGUUGAUCUGCCCUGGAAAGGAUCCAAUGCCCCUCUCUGAGUAUAUGUCUUGUCACUUGGCCAAGGUCCCAGCACACGCUGUGGUAACCCGCCCUGAGAUUCGUGAUAAUGUGGUUCGCAUCCUCCAGGACCAGCAGACCAAGUUUGGAGCCCGCGUGGAUUCCACGUUCAGAAUGUUCUCAUCAACCAAUGGAAAGAACCUCCUCUUCAAGGACUCCACCAAAUGUCUCCAAGAAAUUCCAUCUGGAAGAACUUUUAAGGAGUUUUUGGGAAAUGAGUACAUGGCCGCCAUGUCCUCACUGAGAGAAUGCAGUGACACUGCUUCAGAUCUGGAGAAAUCUUGCACUUUCCAUACUUGCCAGCAACCCUAAAGUGUAGUGAACAGUUUCCCAUCAUUCCAUCAUUGAUUCAGCAACACUUCCUACAUUCACCAUCCAAAUCAAAUUGCGAGCUGAUCUUGCAAUCUGCUUUUUUUUUUUUCAAAAUAACAACAGAAAUAUUACACACUUAAGAUAAACAAUCAUGGGAUCAUUUUAUUUUAGCUAUCUGUUGGAAAAAAUAUCAGACUUCCAACAUGACAUGAUUGAUUUUGCUUUGUUAACCACUUUACUAUUUCCAAAUAAAACUUCUCAAAAACUU
Molecule: messenger RNA, 2459 nt
Organism: Cyprinodon tularosa
Lineage: Eukaryota; Metazoa; Chordata; Actinopteri; Cyprinodontiformes; Cyprinodontidae
Gene: tfa
Product: transferrin-a
Exons: 17
Coding region: 122-2191 (689 amino acids)
Biological process (GO): antibacterial humoral response; iron ion transport
Cellular component (GO): extracellular region; early endosome; plasma membrane
Source: RefSeq, a predicted model, not a curated record